AUGGAUGAAGAAGUAAAACAGCUGGAAGAAGCUAAACCAGAGGAAAAGAAAGAAGAGAAAAUGGAGGAGGAGAAAGAAGAACCUAAGCCACCCUCCCCUUUGGUUUUGUUUGUGGAGUUGCAUUGUAUGAGUUGUGCAAAGAAGAUAGCGAGGUCCAGUUUUAAGAUUAGAGGAGUUGAGGGAGUUGUAAUUGACAUGGAGAAAAAUCGAUUAACUAUAAUGGGAGUUGUGGAUGCUCAAGCUGUAUGUGACAAAAUCAUCAAGAAAACGAAGAGAAGAGUCAAAGUUUUAUCUCCAUUGCCGGAAUCAGUGGAAAAAACUAUGCCGGAAGUUGUUGCUUCACAGGCCAGCGAAUUAACUACAGUGGAGCUGAAUGUCAACAUGCAUUGCUUAGCUUGUGCCCGGCAGCUUAAGAGAAAGAUACUUAAAUUGAAAGGAGUGCAAACAGCUGAGACAGAAUUUAGUUCCGGGAAAGUUAAGGUUACAGGUACUAUGGACGCAAACGAGCUCGUUGAUUAUGUCUACAAAAGCACUAGAAAACAAGCCAACAUUGUACCAAAGCCUGAGGAGAAAAAAGAAGAAGAAAAGCCAGUUGAAGAAGCCAAACAAGACAUAAAAAAGGAAGAAAAAACAGAGGAAAACAAAGAGGAUCUCAUUAAAGAAGGAGAAAUGAAUUUUAGUGAUGAACAGUCGAUGCAUAAACUCAUGCAUUACUAUCAGCCUUUUUAUGUUAUAGAAACAAUUCCCUCCCCCCAGCUUUUUUCAGAUGAAAAUCCUAAUGCUUGUUGCAUUAUAUAA
This is a messenger RNA of Fraxinus pennsylvanica, 798 nucleotides long. The record is from the annotation of a GenBank genome assembly. Lineage: Eukaryota; Viridiplantae; Streptophyta; Magnoliopsida; Lamiales; Oleaceae.